Messenger RNA from Schistosoma haematobium, 1744 nucleotides. RefSeq names its product NineTeen Complex (NTC) component. The record is from RefSeq and is a predicted model, not a curated record. The transcript has 4 exons. Lineage: Eukaryota; Metazoa; Platyhelminthes; Trematoda; Strigeidida; Schistosomatidae. Bases 662 to 1180 code for a protein of 172 amino acids.
ACUUGUAAUAUAUUCCUUACCCAAGGCCCACAUGUAUAUGAAUAUCGAAAUAAGGUAUUACGGUCAAAGUUGAAAAAUAAAGAUCAAAAACUUGGGAAAACUUCUUCCUCCUUAAGUACGGAUCGAUAUGGAACAGUCUUCCCUCCAAAAUACGCAUGGCAGCUGGAUUACAUACAUUUGUAAGACUUCUAACUGAAGCCCUUGCUUGCACUGAUAUAGUAUGCGCGGACAUACCUACAUCCUACUCAAGCAUCGUAGGCCCUCUAUGUAUAUAGACCAUGUAAGACUCUGAGUUUGAUACCCCUUACUUUCUUUCCUUGUAGUCGUAUGAGAUAAUUUCCCUACCUAAUUUUUAUUUGAAAUAGACAGGUAGCUCACUGAACCUAUGGACACUGCUCAUCUACAGUCGGUCGCUAAGGGGAGCUCAAUAUUACCCUGGUGAAUAAAUUUGUUUUAACUUGUAAAAGAAGAGAUAGCCAUGGUAACCCUGUGUGACAAUUUCAAUAGUUAUCAAAUGAGCAUUGUAAAUACAGAAGGUACACAACUUAUCUUAAUAACCCACUCCUUUCCUUAAGGUACUUCAGCAGUCCUGGUUAUUUUUCAUUUCGAUAAGGAAUUAUGUAAGACAUUCAACAAUAGUGUAGUUCGUCAGAAAAGUGUAAUGAAAAGCUAUGGAAACGGUCAGUCAGUUGGAUUUGCUGAUGAAGUUGUUUGUUUAGACGGUGACUGGAAACGCAAUACAACGAUUGGCUUUCUACAUUUUGAUUCCGCUGUGGCGGCUCAGAGGUGGCUUAUCAGCGAUCCAAUAUUUCGUCAGCACGACUGGUUGGAUGAUGCGGAAAUAUGGAUUGUACCUUUAUGUACGGAAAUAAGACCAUGGAAUUACUUGCAAUUGAGUUUAUUUAACUCAAUUAAUGAAGACAACUUUAAGAACCAAUAUUUACCAAAAUUUGAAGAAUCAGUUUCAAAAUUUGGAGGAGUACCAUUUAUUAGUUCAACUUCCUAUAUUGAAGUACCUCGAGGACUAAAAGAAAUCGACUAUUUAAUUAUUACUGGAUGGCCCGAUGACGAUAGUUCUUUUAAGUGGAACCAAAGUCAUGAAGCAGAAGAACUAAGAAAUAUGCAGGAAUCUUUUUCAAAGUCUUCGACAAUAUUGGCGAUGAUACGACAUAAUUACUAGUGCGUCAUUAUUAAUGGUUCAUAUAUGUACACAAUUAUCAAAGCAUACUUGUAAAAUAAACAAAUGUUUGCAACAAGAGUAGCACCUGCAACUAAAAGUAGAAACUUCAAAAACAAUCAACUUGACUUCCGAGACCGUUUGUGUACUUUACUGAAUUACUAGCAUGGAGAAAAGUGAAGAUCUCAUCAAAUAAUGAACAUAGAUAAGCAGUAACAAAAUCCUUAUUUGACUAAUACACUGUCAUAAGGCUCUAGGAAGAAUGUCUCUUUGAGAUAUCACCCCAACCUCGUGAACUAACCAAACGCGUAGUCGGAGUAGCAAUGAACAUUUCACUCAAAGCUAAACAAAAUAAAAGCUAUGGUGAUCUAAGCAUACUUAUACCCUAAAGUUUAUAGGCCAAGACAAGUGUUCACUACAAGAAGUAAUUUUCACAAAUUAUAAAGUUUAUACUGGGAAAUUUGGCCGAAGGAUUAUCUAAAGUCAGAUUUACGUUCCUCAAACUUGAACAUUAAAUUCCUCAUUUGAUAGUUUUUAGUAUCACACGUAAAUAGCGUUGGAAAGGAC